AUGGAUCCGUUCUUGCUCCUCAUAGAGCUGUUCCUUAUUCUCUGCUUUCUCAUCCUGUACUACCGCCACCUGCAAUCUAAGAAAACGAGCCAUUUGGCUCCCAUCAAAUGGCCAGUAGUGGGGAUACUCCCCGGCUUGGUCGCCAACAUCCACUACUUCCACGACUGGACCACCGCCCAACUCGCCGGCGCCGGCUACACCUUCAGAGUUAAAGGAGUCCCCGGCCAGCGGUACUUCGUCACCUGCGACCCGGCCAACGUGCGCCACAUCUUCACCUCCAACUUCGCUAACUACCCCAAAGGCCACGAGUACGCCGAGAUCUUCGACGCUCUUCUUGGCGCUGGCAUCAAGAACUCCGAUGGGGAGUCGUGGCGGCGCCAGCGGGUGAAGGCCCAGAUGCUCAUGACCGCUCCACGGUUCCGCGCCUUCACGGCACGGUGCAGCCGCGACAAGGUGGAGAAGAGCCUCCUGCCGUUCCUCGCCCUCGCCGCCGACGAGGGAAGGCCGUGCGAUCUGCAGGACGUGUUCCUGAGGUUAUCGUUCGACCUCACCUGCGCUCUCGUCUUCGGCGUCGACACUGGGUGCCUGGCGACCGGGCUGCCAGAGGUUCCCUUCCUGCGCGCCACGGACGUAGCGCUGGAGACGAUUUUCCUCCGCCACGUCAUCCCCAUGGCGUGCUGGAAGCUGAUGAGAAGGUUAAAUGUUGGUCCCGAGCGGAAGAUGGCCACUGCACGCCGGACGAUGGACAGCUUCGUCGCGGAGAUGAUUGCACGAGUACGACGACGGGCAGACAUGGUGAACGAAGGUGCCGACGACUACUUGCUUUCAUCCUACCUCUGUCACGAUAACACAAGUGACGACCAGAGUACCGACGAGUCCAUACGUGACACGACGGUGAACCUCCUGUUCGCCGGCCGCGACGCCCCGGCCACUGGGCUCUCGUGGUUCUUCUACCUCGUGUCCAAGAACCCACGCGUGGAGCAGAAGCUCCUAGGCGAGCUGUCCACCGUCGUUGCUUCCCGGGAUAAUGCAGGCUCCACUGUGGACACCGGCUGCAGCAUGGUGACGUUCCACGCGAGCGAACUCAACAAACUGGUAUACCUGCACGCUGCUCUGUGCGAGUCCCUAAGGCUGUACCCACCAGUCCCAUUUGAGCACAAGGUCGCGGCCGCCGCCGACGUGCUGCCGAGCGGGCAGAAGUUGAAGGCUGGCGACAAGGUCCUGUUCUUCAACUACUCCAUGGGGAGGAUGGAGGGCGUGUGGGGCAAAGACUGCAUGGAGUUCCGGCCGGAGCGGUGGGUCACCGAGGAAGGGAAGCUGCGGCGCGAGCCGUCCUACAAGUUCUUCUCCUUCAACACCGGGCCAAGGUCGUGCCUCGGCAGGGAGAUGGCGUUCGUGCAGAUGAAGACCGUGGCGGCGGCCGUGCUGUGGAACUUCGCCGUCCAGGUGGUGCCGGGCCACGUCGUGGAGCCGAAGCUCUCCCCCAUACUUCACAUGAGGAAUGGGCUUCUUGUGUGGGUGCACCGGAGGGGCUUCAUAGGCCACGACUAG
This is a messenger RNA of Miscanthus lutarioriparius, 1551 nucleotides long. The record is from the annotation of a GenBank genome assembly. NCBI's taxonomy places the organism in Eukaryota, Viridiplantae, Streptophyta, Magnoliopsida, Poales, Poaceae.